GCGAGCGUGGACGGCGUCCUGUGACCUCCAGGCACCAUGGUCGAGAGAGAGAGGAGGGGCGUUUUAUUCUCGAGGUGGAGUUUUAUGUCAAAAUUUAGUGUGUGUGACGACACUUUUGGUAUCACCAUGGAUGAAGACGUACAUUAAUACCUACCCUACGCGGAAAAUGGUGUCAGCGUUUGAAUCAGACACAAGAUUACUGAUGUAGCAUCACGAGUUCAAACUGAAGUUGAACAUCUAAGGUGAAGACAACAAGAUGAUUGAUAAUCGACAUUCACAAUGAGCUGAAAUAGGAAUGGCAGGAAGAAAACCAAAAAUAACGUUUUGAAGUUCCCAUCUGCAUGAUGGAAGGAUUACACAUUCCAUAUCCAGGAAAAUAUCAUAGUGUGAAUCCAGCAGGUACAGUGGUGGGACAGCAGACCCUUGUUCAUUCAGGUGCACCUUUUUAUGGAAAUUUUCAUAUUCAGAAAAAUACAGAGUUGGGAAACUUUCAUGCUCAGAAAAGUGCAGAAUUUAGAAACUUUCAUGCCCAGAAAAGUACACAGUCAAGUGCACAGACUGGAACUUUUCAGGCUCCAAGUAAUACAGAGUCAGGAAAUUUUGAUACCCAGAAAAAUACAGAAUUGGAAAAUUUUGCUACCCAGAAAAGUACAGAGUUGGGAACUUGCUCUGUAAAUAAAAGUACAGAGACUGAGAAUUUUCUUCCUCCGAAAACUAAGGAAUCAGUCAAAGAAAUUAUUGUUGUAAAUGAUGAGAAGCCAUACGAUUGUGAUCGGUGUAGCAAAAGCUUUGCGCAAAAAAGUCAUCUCACAAGUCACAUGCUCUGGCACAGUAAGGAGAAAAACUUUGAAUGUGUAAUAUGUGGAAAGCGCUUCACUAUGGAAAGCCAUCUUAAUGGCCAUAUGCAUGAGCACAACAGAGAGAAAAAAUUUGAAUGUCAAGUUUGUGGGAAACGAUUUGCUAUGGAAAACUACCUAAAUAGUCAUAUGCUAGUGCACAUUACUGAAAAGAAGUUUGAAUGCAAGGUUUGUGAUAAGAGGUUUUCAAUGGAAAAUCACCUUAACAGUCACAUGCUAGUACACAAUCAGGAGAAAAAGUACGAGUGUGGAAAGUGUCAUAAAAGGUACGGUCAGAAAAGUCACUUGAACAGUCACAUGCUGAAACAUAGUACAGACAAGAAAUUUGAAUGUACAUUGUGUAGCAAAAGAUUUAACAUGGAAAAUCACUUGAAUAGCCAUAUGCUUGUGCACAGUGAAGAGAAGAGAUUUGAGUGCGUAUUGUGUGGUAAACGCUUUCAUAUGGAAAAUCAUCUCAAUAGUCACAUGCUAGUUCACAGUGAAGAGAAGAAAUUUGAAUGUACUCUGUGUGAUAAACGGUUCAAUAUGGAAAGUCACUUGAAUAGCCACAUGCUUGUUCAUAACAGUGAAAAGAAAUUUGAGUGCUUGUUGUGUGGAAAGCGGUUCAGUAUGGAAAGUCAUCUCAAUAGCCAUAUGCUCGUCCAUAACGAAAAAAAAUUUGAAUGCAAUUUAUGUGGAAAACGUUUUUACAUGGAAAUCCACUUGAACAGUCAUAUGGUCAUGCAUAGUAGUGAAAAGAACUUCGAGUGUGAAGUAUGUGGUAAACAUUUUUUAAUGGAAAGCCAUCUUAAUAGCCAUAUGUUGGUGCACAGUGAGGAGAGGAAGUAUGAAUGCUUGUUAUGUGGCAAACGAUUUAAUAUGGAAAGUCACCUCAACAGCCACAUGCUAGUUCACAAUGAGAAGAAGUUUGAGUGUGUUCUGUGUGGUAAGCGUUUCAACAUGAUAAGUCACUUGAACAGCCAUAUGCUUGUACAUAGUGAGAAGAAAUUUGAAUGUGAUAUUUGUUCAAAACGUUUUAAGCAAAACAGUCAUCUUAACAGUCACAGAUUUGUACAUACCCAACAAAAAAACUACGAAUGUGAGGUGUGCAGGAAGCGAUUUGCACAGGAAAGUCAUCUGAGUAGCCAUCGUUUUGUCCAUAGUGAAGAAAAGAAAUUUGAAUGUGAAAUCUGUGGAAAACGAUUUAUGCAAGAAAUUCAUCUCAAUAGCCAUAGGUUUAUGCAUAACGAAGAAAUAAAGCUUGAAUGUCAAGAAUGGGGAAAGAGAUUCACUCAGAAAAGUCAUGUAAAUGGUCAGAUAUUUAUACACACUGAUGAAAAAAGAUUCGAGUGUGAAGAAUGUGGAAAAAGAUUUGCACAGAAGAGCCAUCUAAAUAGUCAUAGUUUUGUACACAGUGAAGAGAAAAGGUUUGCCUGUGAUGUUUGUGGGAAACGCUUCUCACAUGAAAGUUACCUUAGUAGCCACAGGUAUGUACACAGUGAAGAGAAAAAGUUUGAAUGUGAAGUUUGUCAUAAACGCUUCACACACGAAAGUCAUCUCAACAGCCACAGAUUUGUGCACAGUGAGAGGAGAACACUCGAGCAGGUAGAAUUCCCAAAACAAGUACCAAUACCAGUACCUCAGCCGGAGCAAAUACAGGCACCUGUAACUAAUAGUGUACAAGUCCAGACUGAUAAAAAGCCAUUUGAAUAUGAAGAAAAUGGAAAAUUGUUACUACAGCAAACUUAUCAACCUCCUUAUGCUUACGCUCAGUGGGAGCAUGUUCGGACAUUGUGGUCUUUGUAGCCAAAGUCCAAUUGUUAGCUGUGAAAAGUACUUAAUUGCUAAAUUGAAAAGAACUUUUUCAAUGGAAUGCAAAUAUUUAAUUAUCUUAGACUAAUUUUUAGCAGUAAGAGUAAAAUUCAAUUGAGAAUUUUUAUGGAUUUGGCUGUGGCCUCUUUUUAAGAAAUAAUUUAAAUUUGUUUGUGCUAAAUUUAUGGAUGUUUGUGGUUAUGUAUAAGAUGUAGCCAGGAAAGAAAUUUUAUUAUAAUUUAUCUGUUUAUCUUUUGUUAUUGGAUGCAAAAUAAACUAUGCAGCCCACUUGAUUGAAACUCAUCUUUAAGAAUUUUGUUGUUAGUCUAAAUCACCCAACUAGGUAAUGCAGCAAGUUUAUCCUACUAAAGUUACAAUACAAUAUAAUGUUUAUUCAAAAGAUUCCAUGGUUAUUAUGUACCAUUUUGCAUGAGGCUGAAUAAGAUGAUCCUAAAAAGGCUGUCAAUUGCUCGAUGAGGUUUGACCUGUGGUGAUUGGCCUCAUAUAUAUAUACCAUAUCAAAUAACAGCCUCUAAGGACAAUGAUAGGCAUUAACUUACCUUCAAGUGUUUUGAAAGAUAGGGGUAACUCAUGUCAAAGUGUUUCCCAAGACACUUAUGCCACAGUGACUCCCAAGGCAAAUAAGCCUGAAAUACAUUAUUUAUAGAGAAAGAUAUGUCUGUGAUUCUGUAAUCUAUAUAUGGUAGGCAGUGUUGUGUGCAAAUUAACUAUGCUAUUUAAGAAAUGAAUGGCCUUCAUGUCAGAGGAAAUUAUUCACAAUGUGUUAGGUUGAUGUUAUACUGUACAUAGUAUGCCUUGGCUUAUAAGUCAAAAUUCAGUUUUUGAUAGAAUUUUGCUAAUUGUAUUCCUUUAUCCACAUGGUUAAAGAAAAUGCAUUACACCUUUUCAUUGCAUGUUUAAUAUUUUCUUUAGGUUUCUUUCUGUAUACUUUCUUUGUUAUAAAAGAAAGUAAAAUUAUCAGUAAACUUUUGGUAUUCUGAAUAUACCCAUGCUAUUUCUUAGGAUAAAGGCAAUCAUAAUACUGUACAAUAUAUUAAGCCGCAGAAGAUCACUGAAGAAUUUGGGCAGGCAGAUCAUAUUUUGAACUUGUAAAAAAAAAAAAAAAAAAAAAAUAAAAUAAAAAUAGUAACCCUACCAUUACAAGAAUCUUCUGAGAUCUUUGAAAUAAAUAAAAGUUUCCAGCUUUUCUGCACCUCAAGUUCUGUCUACAAUGUAAUCUAAUUCCUACAU
This is a messenger RNA of Procambarus clarkii (red swamp crayfish), 3899 nucleotides long. Its product is annotated as zinc finger protein 493. The record is from RefSeq and is a predicted model, not a curated record. Gene Ontology annotation, cellular component: nucleoplasm. Gene Ontology annotation, biological process: regulation of transcription by RNA polymerase II. NCBI's taxonomy places the organism in Eukaryota, Metazoa, Arthropoda, Malacostraca, Decapoda, Cambaridae. Gene Ontology annotation, molecular function: DNA-binding transcription repressor activity, RNA polymerase II-specific; RNA polymerase II cis-regulatory region sequence-specific DNA binding.